AUGCCCCGCAAAACUUCUUUAGUUAAGGAAGUAAAAGAAGUUGACAACGAAAAGGUCAAUGUAGAAGCUACUGACUCAACUCCUGAUGUGUCAAACCCAGUUAAAGAUUUAAUUGAAAUUCAUACACCUUUUUAUGAACCACUUACCAAAGAAGAACUUGCCAAGGCAAAAGAUAAGAAGAUACCUGAAGAUAAGAAACCUAAGAAUGAGUAUCUUUGGAAAUUAAUCAGAUGUAAAUAUCUGCUUACAAUUAAGCUGUGCUCAGCCUGUCAGAAUCGUUUAUUCCUGAUGCAAGACAAAUUUAUACGUUAUGCAACAGGAGUUACUUUGAAAAUUGACUUAUGCAAUGACUGCAUCGAUAGAAAUUGCCGUGCUUCAGAUGUUCUGGCACCCUUCAAGAAAGCUGGAACUAAAAGAAAAGCCGACUGA
Molecule: messenger RNA, 429 nt
Organism: Meloidogyne enterolobii
Lineage: Eukaryota; Metazoa; Nematoda; Chromadorea; Rhabditida; Meloidogynidae
Source: the annotation of a GenBank genome assembly